GCACCUGAGACAGACACAUACACUUUUGGUACACAUAAUAUGACUUGGAACGCGACAAACGUGGGCCUUACAGCAUACUCGCCAUGUCCAGAGGGAUUUGAUGGAGUGGUUUCACGCAAAUUUGGAACAAAUUAAUGAUGGAUUUCAAAAUGUGUCAAACGAAGAAAUCCUUGAAAUAUUUUCGAAUACGAUAGAUUCUCUGAACAACCAGUCGUCUUUGAUAGCAGGAGAUAUUAACAGUGGAGUUAUUAUCCUUGAGAAAUCCACUGAUAUUUUCUCAUCGCAAAACCGCAAUAUUUCAUUUGCAGAAACAGAGGCUUUCCUAUCAGCUGCAAAUAGCUUAUUGUCAAGUCAAACAGCAACAGAUUUGUGGCAAGAGGUUGGAGAUAAUGACGCUGCUAAAGUAUUGAACAUAACAUCAACAUUUGCUGGUGUCACAUUUGAAUCACAUCAAAACAAUACACCAUUGAAAAUUUCAAAACCGUCUAUAGAUGUAGAAAUUAACAAAUACAACGAAGGAGACAUCGCUUUCCGAUUGUUUGAUCAAACACGUGGUAAGGACGACCGUCUUUUCUUAGCAAAGGAGAGUUUGAGAGAAGAUGCAAAUACAACAGGAUACAUUGCGAUUCAUUAUAGUACAAUAGCACAGUUAUUGCCAAGAAAAACAAGUGUCAAUAAUCAGGACAUUACAGUACUUACGUCAGUUCUGUCCCUUACAAUACCAGGGCUCAACCAGACGCGUUUGAACCCACCAUUACAUUUAUUCUUCAGAAAUGAUCAGAAUCACGACAAAGCAGUAAGAUGUUCCUAUUGGGACUACACGUUAAAGAAGACUGGUUUCUGGUCAUCAAGCGGAUUAAAGACUGUUCACCAGAAUAGUACCUAUACAGAAUGUACAAGUACUCAUUUGACCAACUUUGCUGUUCUGUUGAGUUUAUAUGAAAUACCAGAAAAUCAUAACGAGGUUCUUGCUGUUAUUACGCAAAUUGGUUGUUCGAUAUCCAUUGCUGCUCUUGUCCUUUUGUUAAUAAUAUACUUUAUUGAGUGGAGACUUCUACCAUCUGACAAAUCCAAAAUUCUAGUUACAAUGGCUGCAGUUUUCCUCCUCGCGUAUGUGGUAUUUUUAGCUGGAAUAGAGGGAACAGAGAAUAAGGUAGCAUGCAAAGUAGUCGCCAUUGUCCUUCAUUUCCUAUUUUUAGUGGGUAUACAUAUGAUGGUUGCAGAAGGCAUUGUGCACGGGAAAAUGCUUGCCACAGUAUCAACCGAACAGCGUUCAAUAUCACCGAUUCUAAUUCCAAUUGGUUGGGGAAUACCAGUGCUCAUUGUUGCUAUAUCGAUGGCAAUAACAAAACUAGAAGGAUACGGCGAUGGAAAAUAUUGUUGGUUAUCAACAAGUAAUGGUCUAAUUUGGGCGUUUUUCGUCCCCUGUGCAGUAGCAGUUGUUACCAACUUUGUGAUCUUUGUAUUCGUUGUGAAGAAGCUUUUCUCUAUACAAGUUGUAAAAAAGAAAACAAAACUACAGCAAUUCAUAAGUGGAUUGCGAUGUUUUUCAGUGUUAGCACCCCUUUUUGGGUUAACAUGGACUCUAGGAUUCUUCUCUUUAAAUGAAGAUACAAUCGUUUUUAGUUAUUUAUUUGUUAUCAUCAAUUCAUUACAGGGAUUACUGAUAUUCAUUGUACAUGGAUUAUUAAACCCUAAAAUUCAAAGUUCAUGGAAACGGAAAUUAUCUGUAUUUCGAAAGAAGGGACACUUCUCAACUACAACCAAAACAACUGAAGAAAUCACGUGUGACAACAUUACAGCUGUUGCAUGGAAAGAAGGUCAUUCAAGUAUAGAAGAUACUAAGACUGAAUCAUGACAGAACAACACAGCUUUAACUUCUUGCACGAUGUUAUUUAUUAUAGAAUUUUAUGAUAUUACUAUUUUGGAAUACGGAAU
Messenger RNA from Mytilus trossulus (common blue mussel), 1938 nucleotides. Its product is annotated as adhesion G protein-coupled receptor L3-like. The record is from RefSeq and is a predicted model, not a curated record. Bases 101 to 1858 code for a protein of 585 amino acids. Gene Ontology annotation, biological process: negative regulation of angiogenesis; cell surface receptor signaling pathway; adenylate cyclase-activating G protein-coupled receptor signaling pathway. The transcript is spliced from 21 exons. Gene Ontology annotation, molecular function: G protein-coupled receptor activity. NCBI's taxonomy places the organism in Eukaryota, Metazoa, Mollusca, Bivalvia, Mytilida, Mytilidae. Gene Ontology annotation, cellular component: plasma membrane.